This is a messenger RNA of Actinia tenebrosa (Australian red waratah sea anemone), 1079 nucleotides long. RefSeq lists its product as uncharacterized. The record is from RefSeq and is a predicted model, not a curated record. NCBI's taxonomy places the organism in Eukaryota, Metazoa, Cnidaria, Anthozoa, Actiniaria, Actiniidae.
GGCUAUUCUUCGUAUGAUAGCAUCAAAGGAUUCUGGUGUUUCCCCGGUCAUGUACUAAAAAACGCGUGGGUAGCUCCGUACUAAACGAUAAAUAUCGAUGCCAUUGUUUUCGCGGUGAAGAAGCUGGUUGCCAAGAAGUCGGGCUAAGAGGUUAAAUCUCCCUGUUGGUACUAUAGAGACCAGCAUAAGAAGUGCUAUGAGCAGAUUCCCUAUAACAUGGGUAGGAAAUAGAGGAACUAGGCGUGGUGAUCUUUGGAGUACAAGUUUUACAACUGUAACCACAGACCACAGCGUCAUCACAACAAAGGUUGGGAAAGGAGGAACAUCCAUUACUUGUUUUGAACUUAAUAAAUACCUAUAAACUUUUACAAAGGCGAAGAUAUGCAAAUAAUUUGCUACAACUUGUCAAAGCGUGCGUGCACUUAGAAUGUAUGCAUUAUUAUUAACAUAAUUAGGCAACAAAACACAAACACAAUUAGGAAACACAAGAAGGUUGAUAACAUUCACACUUAGCGCACGUGGGCACGUUUGCUAGCAAGGCACUCUUUUCAUCAUUCGUACAAGAACAUUGAACACGAUGGAAAACGUGAAAAAACAAAGAAAAGCAAGAAGAAAUUAUACAGAACUGGAGGAUAUUCUCAUUCUUCAGGCUGUAAAUACAUGGGGAGAGAGUGGAAAAGCGUGUUGAGCUACAUGAGACGACACGCAGAAGUGAUGGGAGAAGCAGGAGACCAGUAUUUGGUCGAGGAUAAGUCCCCUUGCAAGGCUUUACAAGAGCGCAUAAGAAAACGAGCUUCUAAACUGCUCAACAACGCUCUACUUACAAGGAAUGACGAUACCACGUCAACAGACAAAACGCAGCGGGAAACACCAUCAACAUCAAAAAUAAUUGAUGAUGAAUACGAGUCUUCUCAAUCUAGCAGCGAGGAAAGUGCUAAACAAGAAAUUGCAGAAAUUUGUAAGGCUAUUAAUACUAGGGAAAUGAAGUAUGUGGUUGACGUGGAUGACAAAAACCUACAGCAUGACGACUCGACAGAAAUUCUCAAGAAGAUCAACAAUAGAAGGGAACUUGAGAAAGA